CUGACUUUCACGCACUCAGUAGCAAGUGGAGACCCCUUCGACUCAUCCGUCAUCCUCUGGACACGUGCCGUGCCCAAAUCUCUCGACGGAACGACCUUGCUACCUGAUCAAAGCGUCCCCGCGUGUGUCUCUUACAGGGUAUAUACAUUCCCCACGCUCUCAGGUAAACCUGUAAGCUCGGGUGAGGCCUUCACGAGCUACGACGUCGAUUGGACGGUCAAGGUAGAGGCUACGGGCCUGAAACCAGACACCAAGUAUUUCUUUCAAUUCGCAGAUUGUGCAAAUGUGCAGACGGUUAGCCCAGUCGGGAUGACAAGGACUAUCGCUACUGCUGCGAAGCAUGUUAACGGUGGCGAUCCGCUGACCUUUGCUGUAUUCUCUUGCUCUCAAUAUCAGUCUGGUUGGUUCAAUGCUUAUGGCUUUGCGGCACGCAACACCAGUGCUGAUAUCUUCGUCCAUCUCGGAGACUACAUAUACGAAUAUGUUCAGGGAGGUGCUUCGAUUGGUCGCACCGUCCUAGGGCGGGAAUUAGCAACUAUCCAUGAUUACCGUCAGAGGUUGAACCAGUACAGGACCGAUGCGAGCCUCGUGGCUGCGCAUGCCAAAGCUCCUUGGAUUACUGACGACCAUGAAGUUGCAGACAACACCUGGAAAGCUGGUUCCGCAAAUUCCAACGACUCUGCAUCAGGAUGCACCUGGUCCCCCUCAGGGGCAUGCUUCACAGAUAGAAAGUUCGCUGCCAUUCGCGCGUACCACGAAUGGAUGCCCAUUCGCCAGGUGGAUGCGAGCGAUAAAUUGAGAAUUUGGAGGAAUUUUAAGAUUGGGAAAUUGUUGGAUUUGACGAUGCUGGAUACGCGUGUGUAUGACAGGGAUCUGACGGAUCAAUUGAAUCACUGUGAUGUAGUCGUCAAUAGUAUUGCGGCUUUCCCUAACCGUUCCAUUAUGGGAUUGGCACAAGAAAAAUGGCUCUAUGACACAAUAUCUCGUUCACAAGAACGGGGCGCUGUCUGGCGCGUGAUAGGUCAACAGAUCGUCUUUUCCCAAUUAAACUUUGGAGGAUCUUUCGACUUGGUGAGACCCUCAGCCGAUGCAUGGGACGGCUACCGUGCAAAUCGCGGACGUGUUUUGGACCAUCUUUACCGGAACAAAAUAAAGAACACCGUCAUUUUGUCAGGGGACAGCCACGCCAACUGGGUUUCUGACCUCGCUCAUCCAAACGACACAGUGACCUACAACCCCAAGACGGGUGCUGGCUCCAUUGGUGUCGAAUUCGCGGGCACAGCAGUGACCUCCCCGUCCGCUUUUGGCGCAUGGAUCACACCAGCAGCAGCUAACAACAUUUCCCGACAACUCGUAGCCAUCAACUCCGAUCUUCAGUGGAGCGAAGCAUCUUACAGGGGCUUUUUCACGUUGACGAUUGAUAGCGAGACGUUGAAUGCGACAUAUUAUGCGAUGAAUAAUAUCAGUUUCGCAAACUUGGACGGUUUCGCAAGCGCCAAUUUUGUUGUGAGCAAUGGAGAGAAUAAACUUUCGAGGCCUGUUGCUGGGGGCGUUGUUAAAGCUAGUGUUUUGAAGGACGUGUAG
This is a messenger RNA of Laccaria bicolor S238N-H82, 1584 nucleotides long. RefSeq lists its product as uncharacterized. The annotation marks the transcript as partial. The transcript is spliced from 15 exons. The record is from RefSeq and is a predicted model, not a curated record. Lineage: Eukaryota; Fungi; Basidiomycota; Agaricomycetes; Agaricales; Hydnangiaceae.